Messenger RNA from Etheostoma spectabile (orangethroat darter), 2149 nucleotides. It is a transcript of the gene scai, whose product is annotated as suppressor of cancer cell invasion. Gene Ontology annotation, biological process: DNA-templated transcription. Lineage: Eukaryota; Metazoa; Chordata; Actinopteri; Perciformes; Percidae. Gene Ontology annotation, molecular function: transcription corepressor activity. The record is from RefSeq and is a predicted model, not a curated record.
GCAUCAUUGUGGUAACGUUAAUCCUGUUCAUCAGCGUUUGCCAACUGGCGAGGUGUGAAAAGUUAGUGUCAUGACUGGAGCUGAGACUGAGGAUGAUAUUCCAUUAGGUGAAAGGAAGACUGUCACAGACUUCUGCUAUCUCCUGGACAAGUCCAAACAACUCUUCAAUGGGCUAAGAGACCUUCCUCAGUAUGGACACAAACAGUGGCAGUCCUACUUUGGACGGACUUUUGAUGUCUACACUAAGCUGUGGAAAUUUCAGCAGCAGCACAGGCAGGUUCUGGACAGUCGAUAUGGCUUGAAGAGAUGGCAGAUUGGGGAAGUUGCAUCCAAAAUUGGACAGCUUUACUACCACUACUACCUUCGUACCUCAGAAACAAGUUACCUGAAUGAGGCCUUUUCAUUCUACUCAGCCAUUCGUCAGCGCUCCUACUACUAUCAGGUCAACAAAGAAGACAGGCCAGAAUUAGUAGUGAAGAAGCUUCGAUAUUAUGCUCGCUACAUAGUCGUCUGUUUACUGCUGAACAAGAUGGACCUAGUCAAAGUAUUGGUGAAGGAGUUAUCUGAGGAAAUCGAAGAUUACACACAGCGAUUCAACACAGAGGAUCAGUUGGAAUGGAACCUGGUUCUACAGGAAGUGGCAGCUUUUGUCGAGGCAGAUCCAGUGGUGGUUCUGAAUGACAACACUUCCGUCGUAGUCACCAGCAAUCGGCUGCAGGAGGGAAAUGUGCCUCCACUGGAACAAGGCAUGGUGGUUGGGCAGCUCGUCCUUGCAGAUGCACUAAUCAUCGGCAACUGUAACAACCAGGUGAAAUUCAGUGAAUUAACCAUCGAUAUGUUCCGCAUGCUUCAAGCUUUGGAAAGAGAACCUGUAAACCUGGCAACACAGACGCCAAAACAAGGAACUCUGGAGCCCAAUGAGAAGCCAGCUAAAAGAGAAAACCCCCACAAGUAUUUGUUGUACAAACCAACAUUCAGCCAGCUUUUUACUUUCUUGUCGGCCUCGUUUAAGGAAUUGCCUGCCAACAGCGUUCUGCUUGUCUACUUGUCAGCAACCGGUGUCUUCCCUUCUGGGCAUUCAGAUUAUGAAGGACCAUAUGAUUUUGGAGGAGUUCUAACAAAUACAAAUCGAGAUGUGGUGAAUGGAGAGACGGUGCAGAAGAGGAAUCAGGCCCAGAAAGAAAUGCACUGCCUUCACCCAGGAGACUUAUUCCCUUUCACCCGGAAGCCUCUUUUUGUCAUUGUGGAUUCAUCUAACAGCACAGCCUAUAAGCAUUUCACAAAUCUGUUUGGCCAGCCUCUGGUGUGCCUACUAUCCCCUACAGUAUACCCCAAGAGUGUGCAAGAUCAGUCUCAGCGUGGGAGUCUAUUCACACUGUUCCUCUACAGCCCACUCUUGGCUUUCUCUUCUGUGUGUGGCUUAAACAGCGUCCAACGAGGCCUGUGGGAAAAGGCUCAAGAAUUUCUUCGUAAAGUCUACCGUGACAUUGGGCAGAUGAUAACUCGAUCGCGGACCAUAGAUCAAGCCUUUUUGCAAUUCUUUGGUGAUGAGUUCCUUCGGCUGCUGCUGAUCCGCUUUGUGUUCUGCUCAGCUGCAUUGAGAUUGCAUAAACUCUUUCGGGAGUCCCAGAGCUUCCCAGAGUCCUACCCUGAGCUCCCUAAACAGGAUACAGUGGAGAGCAGCCUUCUACAGAAGCAUAUUUUGGAGCUGGCGACCAUGCUGGAUGUACAGAGCCUAUUUUGGGAUGAUCCACUGGAAGUCUACUAACAUCUUUGCACAGGGAAAAAUGGCAUACGUGUACAUACAGACUCAACUGCCAGAGCCCUCACAGUUGUCAUUAUUUUUUUUUAUUUUUUUUAUUUUUAUUUUUUUACUGGUAAGGAAAUACUGAUUCAACACAUAGAAUUUCAUGUACUGAAAUUCUACAUUUUAACGUUGCAAAUGUAGUGCAACGUUAAAAUGUUGACAUAGAUAAGCCAGAGUUGAAUAUAGUAUGAAUUCCCCAUUUUGAGUCUGAACGGCUGACCUCAUAAAUAUAAGCAGCAUGUAGGACAUAGGAGUUAAACAAACUCACCAUUCCCCAUUUAAAUGUACGUUUAAAAACUGCAGCCUCCGACUAUAUUUCUCAUGAUAGAAAUUGUCUUUAAA